AUGCUGCCAUUCCUCAGUGGUACCACACAGGGACCUUAUGGUGACUCUAGGAAAGACGUGCGGGCAGGAGCGCACUGGCUGUCAGGGUUGGGCAAGGCAGGAGCAGGCGGUGCUGCUGGCAGCGGCAGCGCUGGUGGUGGCGGUGGUAACUGCACGUUACGGCUGCGGCAAAUCACAUUGGAGGACAUUUGGACGGCGAAGCUGCAGGUGGAAGUGCCGCAUGAGGGCACGGCACAAGAGGAGGCGGCCGAGGAAAAGGCUUCCCCCGCGGCUGCCAAGCUGGGUGGCGCUCCCACGCCUCCAUUAGGGGGUGCACUCUCCUUAGAGGCUGCGCUGGGCAUGGGCCACCCACCACGCCUCGCAUCCUUCCAUCUUCUGCCCGCCCCUCUCUCACCCCCAUGCUCUGCACUACCUCGGCUCUUCCUCGUCUCUUCCCGAGCCCCUUGUGCUACAUUCCUCCUAGUACACGGCACUCCGUCAGCAUGUGGGUGGGCCUACCACAUGCACGCAACAGGGACAAGACUGAUGGUUUGCGUGCCAGGCACGGGCAGCAGGGGGAAGAGCAUGGCGAUUCUCUCUGCUCGGUCUGCUGGGGAGAGUCUCAAGGGCGAGGGGCUGGAGGACGGCGCUGCCUUCACCCCGGGCCACGGAGGGACAUAG
This is a messenger RNA of Closterium sp. NIES-65, 660 nucleotides long. Lineage: Eukaryota; Viridiplantae; Streptophyta; Zygnematophyceae; Desmidiales; Closteriaceae. The record is from the annotation of a GenBank genome assembly.